Messenger RNA from Syzygium oleosum, 1979 nucleotides. Its product is annotated as E3 ubiquitin protein ligase RIE1. The coding region runs from base 534 to 1634 and encodes 366 amino acids. NCBI's taxonomy places the organism in Eukaryota, Viridiplantae, Streptophyta, Magnoliopsida, Myrtales, Myrtaceae. The record is from RefSeq and is a predicted model, not a curated record. The transcript has 5 exons.
AGGAGCAGUGACAGGAGAAAAUAAGGUAGGCUCUUCGAUUGAGCGACCAGAAAACUCAGCUACCUCGCCAAUCUCGCCCGUGUCGUUGCGGUGUAAAAAAACAGAGGAAGAAAUGCGCACAGAACCGAACCCCACGAGCGGAGAAAGUGAGGCGCACGCUUGCCGAACCCCCUCCGACCACCGGCAAAAAACACACGUAACGUAACCCGCGAAGCCGCCUCCCCCUCCUCGUUCUGCUUCCCAAGAAGAGGAAGAGAGUUUGGAGCUCACUCAACGACAGGAACACCCCCCUCGCGUCGCAGCUACCGUUCAACCCCAACAACAACAACAACAACAACAUCGACAAGAAACGAGGACCCAACAGACCCAUCUCCCCAUUCCUCCAUUUUCUCCUUCCUCCCCAUCACCCUCGACCCAGUUUCUCUCUCUCUCUCUCUCUCUCUACUGUGCAAAAACCCAGCUGAAAAGGAAGGAACUUUCAGGUAUGCUAACCCCUUGUCCCCGAACCCAGUAGUCCCCGCCACCCCACCACCAUGUCCUCCUCCUCCUCCAGUUCCUCCAGCUCCGCCGCGGCCGGCUCCGACCCCCAGGCCCCGCUCCUCGCCCCCCGCCAGGGCAGCGCCGACGAUGGCUCCGACUCCGUGCCCCGCCCUCCCACCCUCGCGGUCCUCCUCGGCCGGGCCGCGGGGCGGGGCGGCCCCUCCAUGCUGGUCCGGGAGACGGCCGCGCGGGAGCUCGAGCAGCGGCGCGCCGACUGGGGCUACUCCAAGCCCGUGGUCGCGCUGGACAUCAUGUGGAACGCGGCGUUCGUGGUGGUGUCCGUGGUCAUGCUCGUCUGCACCGCGGGCGAGCACCCAAACACCCCGAUCCGGCUCUGGAUCUGCGGGUACGCCGCGCAGUGCCUGGUCCACGUGGUCCUCGUGUGGAUUGAGUACCGGCGGCGCAACUCGCGGAGGGUCAGGGACGAGGAGCGGCAGCAGAACUACAAUUACGUGAACGACAGCGAGGACGAGGAGGCCGCCGGCGCGGACGCGGCUUCGGGCAGCUCGGCUCGGUCGAAUGUCACCAAACGCUGUGAAUCAGUGAAUACCAUGGCCUCAUUUCUGUGGUGGAUAGUUGGCUUUUAUUGGGUAGUUUCUGGCGGAGAUAUUCUUUUAGCUGAAGCGCCUCGUCUCUACUGGUUGGCUGUGGUAUUUCUGGCAUUUGACGUAUUCUUUGCCAUCUUUUGUGUUGUUUUGGCAUGUCUGAUUGGGAUUGCUCUUUGUUGCUGUCUGCCAUGCAUUAUUGCGAUUCUUUAUGCUGUUGCUGGACAGGAGGGUGCAUCAGAGGCCGAUCUCAGUAUCCUUCCUAAAUACAAGUUUCAUAUAUUGAGCAAUGGUGAAAAAACUGUUGUUGGAGCUGGAAAGUUGGUUCCUGUUGAAACAACUAGCGGAUAUCUUGCAAAUGAAAGAUUGCUUCUGCCUGAGGAUGCGGAGUGCUGUAUAUGUCUCACCUCAUAUGAGGACGGAGCGGAGCUCCAUGCUCUCCCCUGCAACCACCAUUUCCAUUCAACAUGUAUCGUGAAAUGGCUCAAGAUGAACGCGACCUGUCCUCUCUGCAAGUACAACAUUCUCAAAGGAAACGAACAGAUAUAAAGUUAGGGAAACAAAGAAAAAUCACAGAAGUGCUCAUGUUCACCCCUCUCGGAUGGUCCUUAUGUAUAGAUAGAGAACAUCGGAACCAGAGAUUUCCUCCUAACAUUUAUUUUAAAAUAAGUCAUAGCAAUCUGUUGAUUGAGCUUCGUUUUUGCGUGUGAUCUCCCGGCCUGUCAGAGUUUCUUGUUGUUUGUAUUGGUUGUUGUAUUGUGAAGCUCCUACACACAGAAUUUGAUUGAUGCUUCGCUUGCUCGUGCUCGAAUUGCAUCCUUUGUAAAUUAGUUGAAGAGGAAAUUGUGUAGUGCUGUACUGCUCAGAUUGAUUCAUAACACACUCUGUUUUUCC